AUCAGUAAUGCGACUUCUGUAAUGUUUUGCUGAACAUGAGAAAAUGAUCUGUACCAGAGUGUACUGUUUGGGACAGUUUGGAGUGUGUGCCCCAGACCUCUUCUGUGUGUGUUCGUAUUAGGUGAGCAAAACAGAAUACAGAAGAGCAAUGCCUGGACCCGCCCCCCAUCUCCACCACCACCACUGCAGAUGACUGUAAAGGACGAAGAAGAAAUAGAAUUACAUCAUUUCCUGUUGGAGUUCCCCUGUUCCACAGAGACAGGAAGAGGGAGCUCUUCACUGCAGCACGGUUGUGAAAUGGAGCUGGGUGCUGAACAGUUUUCACCGAAGAGUAUUAAAAUGGAAGACAACUCUCUAUUUCCACAAGAUUGUAAAACGGACAACUCAGACGUGUUCUGUUUCCAAAGCUGUAAAGUUGAACAGUGUUCACUAAACUGGAUUAAAAGGGAAGAGAGCUCAGAAAUGCAACCAGACUAUGGAACAUUUUCUUUUCAAAACUAUACAGACGAACCGUGUUCACCAAAGAGAAUGAAGAGGGAAGAUAGCUCUAUAUUUCCACAGGGCUUUAAAAGCGACACCUCAGACACAUUGUGUUUCCAAAGCUGUAAAGUUGAACAGUGUUUACCACCACUAAUGCACACAGCUGUGAAGAAGGAAGAGAAAGAAGGAAUAGAAUUGCAUCACUUCCCAUCCGACCCCUGUCGGACCCCUCGUCACAGAGCCAAGGCCAACAUGGCAGAGACACCAGACACUGGAGAGACAUCCAACACAGUGACUGGUCAUCAGGAAACCAACACUGCAGAAGGGCUUUAUAGAGGGACUGGCCAUGAGGAGAAAAGAAGAAAAGCCAAACAAACUCCAAAGAGAGUAGCUGCAGAGAAACAUCACACUGGAGAGAAAUCUAAUUCAGGGACUGUUAAUCGCAAGUCCAGUGCAGCAGAUGCAGGAGGAACACGCAGUGGGUUCAUCGCCCACCAGGAGACCAGCACCAGAGAUGGUGGUGUGGACAGGCCUCACCUGUGUCCCCUGUGUGGUCACGGCUUCACCCUGAAGACCAACCUCAGCAGGCACAUGAGGAUCCACUCUGGUGGCCAGUGGAAAGCCCACGCCUGCUCCACCUGUGACAGGAGGUUCAGGGACAGCACUGACCUGCGCCUACACCAAAACACACACAAAAACACACACUCUACGACAGACACACACUCUCACACACACUCUCAGACCCACACACACUCUUUAGAUACACAUUCAACAGACACACACCCUCAAAACCCAAACUCUACAGACACACAACCAGACAGCAUCCAUCAAAACGUACACCAGAAGAGCACACACUCUCAGCACACACACAUUCAAACACAGUCUCAAAGCAGCACAUCCUCACAGCCGCAAACGCACACUCAAAACACACACUCUCAAAUAACACACUCUCCGACGCACACACAGCAUCAGUCGUUGAAGUGUCCAGACUGUGGCAAAGACUUCAGCAGGGCCGCCAACCUGAAAAGGCACCAGUUGAUCCAUUCGGGCCAGAAGCCCUUCGCCUGCUCCGCCUGCCCCAAGCGCUUUAGAACCCGAGCGGAAUGCGGCGUGCACCAGAGCACUCACACAGGGUUCCGGCCGCAUGUGUGUGUGUCGUGCGGAGCGUCGUUCAGCCAGGCGUCGGAUCUGAGGAAACACACGCUCAUACACACGGACGAGAGGCCGCAUGUGUGUGAGAGGUGCGGGAAGGGGUUCAGGAGGCGCACACACCUCACGCAGCACAGGAACACACACAUGUAGACACAAACACACACCUCACUCAGCACAGGAACACACACAUGUAGACACACACACACCUCACGCAGCACAGGAACACACACACAUAGACACACACACACCUCACGCAGCAUAGGAACACACACAU
Molecule: messenger RNA, 1906 nt
Organism: Engraulis encrasicolus (European anchovy)
Lineage: Eukaryota; Metazoa; Chordata; Actinopteri; Clupeiformes; Engraulidae
Product: zinc finger protein 135-like
Exons: 3
Coding region: 190-1782 (530 amino acids)
Biological process (GO): regulation of transcription by RNA polymerase II
Molecular function (GO): DNA-binding transcription factor activity, RNA polymerase II-specific; RNA polymerase II cis-regulatory region sequence-specific DNA binding
Source: RefSeq, a predicted model, not a curated record